Molecule: messenger RNA, 1545 nt
Organism: Funneliformis geosporum
Lineage: Eukaryota; Fungi; Glomeromycota; Glomeromycetes; Glomerales; Glomeraceae
Source: the annotation of a GenBank genome assembly
AUGAAGAACUUGCUUGAGAUUACUAUCCAACAACUAGAAAAAGAGAUUAAUGAAAUUAAAAAAAACCAUGAUAAAGAAUUAGCAGAGUUAACUCGGGAUUUAAUGCGUGAGGAAAUGAAUAAAGACAUGAGGCUUUCGCGACUCAGUCCGCGGAAUACUUUUAAUUUAGCUUUUGAACUUUCGACAAUUGAACUUACAAAAAACCAAACAAACGAACUUGUUCAAUACUUUAAUUCCCCUACUACUAAUUCCCCUACUACUAAUUCCCCUACUACUAAUUCCCCUACUACUAAUUCCCCUACUACUAAUUCCCCUACUACUAAUCCCUCUCUCAAAAAACGUUCUUCGGGUUAUUUUCCUUAUUCUUCCGAAACUAAUCCCAGCGAAGUAGCAAGGGCUAGACUUUCCAUUUUGGAAAGGAGUUAUCAAUUACAAAUAGAUAAUUUAGAAAAAAGAACCCGCCAGGCAGAAACUCGCCGAGAACUUUUAAAUAACCAAUUAUCACCCCAACUUAAAUUCAAAACUCCCAGCCGGAAAACUCGCCGAGCUUCGGAAGGUUCAAGUAAUAGACCGCUCCUUAUGGUUCGAAACAAUAGUUUUAAAAGUAGUAGCCGACCGAGCGAAAUAUUUUCUUCUUUCGGUAGUUCCUUUAAUCUCGAAGAUUUGGCAGAAGAGGAUACAAUAUUAGGAGCUUAUGCUAAAAAAACUCAGACUUUGCUAGCGGAAAAACCAGAACAGAUACUAGGAACCGAAAAUAAUUUAUCCCAAAAAGAAAAUAAAAGUGAAAAACAUAAAAAUUGUAGACUUAAGGAUAGAAUAAUUGCCGAAUUAGAGCGAGAAGUUUUUUCGUUGAAACAAAAUGCUAUUAUUAAAGAAAAGAUUAGUAAUUAUAAAAGUAAGGAUAAAGAGAUAACUGAUGCUAGUUUUGCCAGGUGGUUGCGAGACAUUAAACGAAUGACUACCGAAAGGUUUUUAAAUGAGGGCGAUGAAGAGAGAUUAAGAGACGAAUAUCAAGUUUACCAGCAAACCGUGGAUUUCCCAGCUUUAAUGAAAAAGAAGUCAGGAGAUUAUGGAGUAGUAGAAGAUUUAAAAGCAAAAAUUGAAGAGUUAGAAACAGAGUUAUUUCAAGCGGGGGCAGACUUGGAAAACUUAAAUGAGCAGAUAGAAAAAGAAGCGGGUGUAACUUUUAAAUUACGGAAAGAAAAUAUAGGGAUGAUGCAGAAAAUAUUCAAGUUAGAAAAGAAAAAACCUUGUGAAGUAUGGCAACAUAAGGAUUUAGAAAGGCGACUUGCCAAUACAAGAAAAGCACUUGAAAUUGACAAACUGAAAGCUAAACUUGGAGAAGAAAACUCAACCAAUAGUAGCGACAAUGAGAGCGACAAUGAGGAAGUAAAUAUUAACCCAAAAAUUAUUGAUAAUCGAAAGACUUUGGGUUUUUCAAGGCUAAUUAAUAAACUUAACCAGUUGCCUAGUCCAGGAAUGACUAAUUAUCCAUCCUAUAAGCUCGGACAGUAUAACGCUCAUAGAAAUGACCCUAUUAACCAA